AUGGCCACCCAAUUAUUCCUCAGAUUCUUACUUCUCUGGCUAUACCCUCACCAACGUCAUAGGAGAAGACACAGACACGGGCUUCGUGGGCUCACUAGACCCCAAGUCAUUGGGCUUGGACAAGAAACAAACCCUAAGCCACUUCAAAUUCUACUAGCAGUCUGGCACGACAUCGUGGACAACCCUCUGACCCUGGGCCCCGAGUUGGACUGGAAGCUUGUGGGCUGGGCCGAAGUGUUGUAUUCCUUUACCUGGCAGGCCCAGCUUCAUUUGGUCAUGGUUAUGAAUUUGGCCUUGUUUGAAGGGAGCAGCAUAACUAUCUUGGGGAGGAACGUGGUUGAUGAAGAGGUUAAAGAUAUGGCUGUGAUUGGUGGCAGUGGUUGA
Messenger RNA from Cajanus cajan (pigeon pea), 384 nucleotides. RefSeq names its product dirigent protein 19-like. NCBI's taxonomy places the organism in Eukaryota, Viridiplantae, Streptophyta, Magnoliopsida, Fabales, Fabaceae. The record is from RefSeq and is a predicted model, not a curated record.